AUGUUGUCACUCGAGCUGAAAUUGAACCGAAGUCAAGUUAGUGAUGAACUCCUGGCUCGCUAUGCUGAUGAAGAGACAGUGGACGACAGCAGAUUUGAGGACGAAAGCCAGUUAAAACCAGAGAUGGUUCCUGGAAAUAUCAGCCUGCCUGCAUCAUCAGAAAUAGCUGAGACAGGCAUAGUGUCAGGCCAAUUACUAAACAUCUCCAGCACAGUUCUCUACAUCCUUGUGGGAUUCAUAAGCUUCUUCGGUAUUGUCUUCAACGCCAUCAACAUAAUCAUUUUCUUUAAGCAAGGUUUUAAAGACACCGUGAACAUUUCUUUGCUUGUCCUGGCCGUCUCCGAUAUGCUAUCGUCGCUUGCUCUUCUGUGGCUGAGCGUUUGUUACAAUCCCUGGUACGCCAAGGCAGACCUGCCCUUUGACCUACAAAGCGUGGCUUACCUCACGGGAGGGUGGCCCCACCUUUGUCUGGCCCGGAUCAGUGGCUGGAUCACGGCCUUUGUUACGUUUGAGAGGUGCCUCUGCAUUGCUCUUCCUCUCAAGGUGAAAGCGAUCAUUACACCGCGGCGAACCAUCUACGCACUCGUUGGGAUUUAUUUCAGUAUGGUUGCCACUGUUGCACCAGUGUUUUACUCAAUCCGCUUAGAGCCAAAAUAUUUGCCCAUGAUAAAUGAAACGAAGAUCGUAAUGGUGUACGUAGCUAACGGCAUAGUUAUCGAGAACGUUUUUACGUCUGUCAAUAUCUUCUCUCAAUUUGCCUCUUUUUCUGCCGUUAUCGUCUGCACAGCAAUUCUAGUCCAGAAUCUUCUACGGAAUUCAAAAUGGCGGCAGUCGACUUCGAGUUGUGUCAAGCAGGAAUCUGUUUCGAACAGAGACAAAAAAGUCAUAAACAUGAUUAUCUUUAUUUCAUGCAUAUUCAUCAUUUGUUAUUUACCGAGUAUAGUCAACCUUAUAGUGAUGAUAGCAUAUCCUGCAUACGAUAUUGGCGGCAGAUACCAUAAUUUGUGUGUGCUUAUCUGGGCAUUUCUAAAACCAUUAGAGGGUGUAAAUUCCUCGGUGAACAUCUUUGUGUAUUUCAGCAUGAGCUCAAAGUACAGAGAAAUCCUGGACAGAAUGCUCAAGAGGAACGACUGA
This is a messenger RNA of Aplysia californica (California sea hare), 1134 nucleotides long. RefSeq names its product proteinase-activated receptor 1. Gene Ontology annotation, cellular component: plasma membrane. Gene Ontology annotation, biological process: G protein-coupled receptor signaling pathway. Lineage: Eukaryota; Metazoa; Mollusca; Gastropoda; Aplysiida; Aplysiidae. Gene Ontology annotation, molecular function: G protein-coupled peptide receptor activity. The transcript is spliced from 2 exons. The coding region runs from base 1 to 1134 and encodes 377 amino acids. The record is from RefSeq and is a predicted model, not a curated record.